This is a messenger RNA of Lolium rigidum, 3421 nucleotides long. RefSeq names its product kinesin-like protein KIN-14K. The record is from RefSeq and is a predicted model, not a curated record. NCBI's taxonomy places the organism in Eukaryota, Viridiplantae, Streptophyta, Magnoliopsida, Poales, Poaceae. Gene Ontology annotation, molecular function: microtubule binding; microtubule motor activity; ATP binding. Gene Ontology annotation, biological process: microtubule-based movement. The transcript has 21 exons. Bases 185 to 3145 code for a protein of 986 amino acids.
AACAAAAAAGCAACGGAGGCUCCUCGGCCGGCGCACGACGGCGGGAGCAAAACCCCAGCGCGCGCGUCAUCCCCGGAAAAUCCCCUGAUUCCCGCCCGUUCCGAGGCUGAAUCCGCCCCAACCCCGCCGCCGGCGGCCUCGAUCUGCGCCGGGACCGCCUUGAGCUUGUCCCGGGAGGCGGGGAAUGGGGAGCGUGGACGGCGACAGCCAGGGGCUCCAGGCAGAUGCUCGGCGUGCGGAGGUGAUCAAAUGGCUCGGUGCCUUAAUCCCGGAGUACCGUCUGCCAUCAGAUUCAUCUGACGAAGAGCUCCGGGAGCUGCUCGGCGAUGGCACGGCUCUGUGCCAUCUCACGGACACGCUCAUCCCUGGUGCUCUUGAGGGGUUACCUGGUGGUUAUGCAUCAUCGGAGCAGCGGUCGGGCAAUGUGAAGAAGUUCCUGUCGGUGGUUGCUGACAUGGGUCUGCCAGGCUUCAGCGUGAAAGAUCUCGAGGAGGGAUCAAUGUCUUCGGUGGUGGAUUGCCUCUUGGUUCUGCGGGACAAUUUGAGUCCUGGAUUGGUUAAUGAUAAUUCAAGAGAUGUUUUAAAGACUCCUUCCCGGAAAAAAUGGAGAGUUCCAGAAACUGAUGUGUCUCUAGUUGCUGCUGGUGCAGCACAAGGGAAAACACCCACAAGAGAGGACAGGGGAAAUGGGCUUCCCUAUCCCAAGUCUCAGCAGAAAACUCCUGCCUUUAAUGGACAAAAGCUUCGUGAGAUUUUCCAGCUAAAACGUGGAUCUUAUGCUGAUCUUCCAGCUGCCAAGAUUUCAGAGAUGAUGCAUUCAAACAGUUUAGAUAAUGCACCAACUCAGUCUCUUCUUACAGUUGUUAAUGGUAUCCUGGAUGAAAGCAUUGAAAGAAGAAAGGGAGAAAUUCCACAUCGUGUAGUUUAUUUACUGAGGAAAGUAGUGCAAGAGAUUGAGCGUCGUCUGUGUGUUCAAGCAGAGCACAUAAGAAAUCAAAAUACUAUCAUCAAGACAAGGGAAGAAAAGUACCAUUCAAAAAUUAAAGCACUUGAAUUAUUAGUAAAUGGCACAAAUGAAGAAAACCAGAUGGCAAUAAAUCUGCUCCACGUAGUCAAGGAAGAGAAGUCGAAAAUUGAAGAGAGAAGGAAAUUCAGUGAGCAAAAUGUUGUUCGGUUAGUGAAAGAAAAAGAAAAUGCUGAGAACAUGAUAGCAGGCCUUAAGGAAGAAAUGGAAGAAAUGAAUAGGCUGUAUGAACAACAGCUUGGUCAGUUUGAAGUUAAGACAAAGCAAAUGGAAGACCAAUUAACAAGCAAAGUGAAGGAAUUUGAGCUUCAUGUAGUGCAGUCAAACAGGAAAAUAGAAGAAAUUGAGACUGCCUCUAAGCUGAAAUCACAGUUAUGGAACAAAAAGGAAAAUAUUUUUCAGAAUUACAUGAAUAGUCAACAGUUAAAUGUCAAGUCUUUAACUAUAUCAUCACGGUCAAUAAAGAACGACCUGAAUGUCUUCCAGAUGAAGUGGAAAGAUGAAAUGUCUAAUUUAGGGUCCAAUUUAAAGUGUUUAGUUGAUGCCGCCGAAAAUUACCACAAAGUUCUCGCUGAAAACCAGAAAUUGUUUAAUGAAAUGCAAGAAUUAAAAGGUAAUAUAAGAGUAUACUGUCGUGUAAGACCAUUUCUUCCUGGUCAAGAUAAAAAAUCGACCACUAUUGAUUACAUUGGUGAAAGGGGUGAUCUUCUGAUUUCAAAUCCUUUGAAGCAAGGAAAAGACGGACAUCGCAUGUUCAAGUUUAACAAAGUGUUCAGUUCAUUUGCUUCCCAAGCUGAGGUAUUCUCAGACAUUCAGCCGUUGAUUCGGUCAGUUCUUGAUGGAUUUAAUGUGUGUAUUUUUGCGUAUGGGCAAACUGGUUCUGGAAAAACUUACACGAUGAGUGGACCCAGCAUGUCAAAAACAGAUUGGGGUGUCAAUUACCGGGCUUUAAGUGAUCUGUUUGAUAUCUCACUAAGUAGGAGAAACGUUUUCUCGUAUGAGGUGGGAGUACAGAUGGUUGAGAUAUAUAAUGAACAAGUUCGUGAUCUUCUGUCAAACGAUAUUGCACAGAAACGACUUGGGAUUUGGAGCACUUCUCAGCCUAACGGACUUGUUGUACCGGAUGCGAGCUUACACUCCGUUACAUCAACAUCAGAUGUGUUAGACUUGAUGGAAAUUGGACUAGCAAAUAGAGCAGUUGGUUCGACGGCCUUAAAUGAAAGAAGCAGUCGCUCCCACAGCAUUCUAACCGUGCAUGUUCGAGGAUUGGAUAUGAAGAAUGGAUCCACCUCUAGAGGAUGUCUGCAUCUCAUUGAUCUUGCUGGCAGUGAAAGAGUUGAGCGGUCUGAGGCAACUGGAGAUAGAUUGAAGGAGGCUCAACACAUUAACAAAUCACUCUCUGCUUUAGGUGAUGUGAUUUUUGCUUUGGCACAGAAAAAUGCCCAUGUGCCCUACAGAAACAGCAAGCUAACACAAGUUCUCCAGAGCUCUUUGGGUGGACAAGCAAAGACACUAAUGUUUGUUCAAAUAAAUCCUGAUGUCGAGUCCUAUUCAGAAACUAUAAGCACUCUAAAGUUCGCUGAAAGAGUUUCUGGAGUAGAGUUAGGUGCUGCAAGAAGUAACAAAGAGGGAAAGGAUAUGAAAGAGCUGUUGGAACAGGUUUCAUCUUUGAAAGAUACAAUUUCACGAAAAGAUAUGGAAAUUGAGCAGCUCCAACUCAUGAAAGACAAUGCUAAACCCCCAAAUUUGUUCAUUGACAAACCAAGCAAGUUCAAUUCCAACCAAGCAUCGCUGGUCACAUUAAACCAACGGAUCACAUUAUCAGAUCAUCUGAGUUAUGCUGAGGUGAAUGCAGAUGCUGGUCAUACUUCACCCAUUGGCAUUGCACCUGUGAGAUUGGAUGAAGCGGAUUAUGAAGAAAAUGUAUCUGGAGAUGAAAUGACAAUGUAUACAGUUCCAUCCCGAGUAGCCAGAUCCACUCUCACAAAAACCGGGCAGCCAACAACGUCCAGAUCAAAACCAAGAGACUCAGUUUUGAAGACUCCAAGUCAAACGAAACCUCCAUCGAGCCAGUUGACAGGAGGCUCUUCAGCGAGGACCUCCAAAAGAUGGCAGAAGUAGAGCACCUUCCAGGUGUUUGGUAUUUAAACGGGCUCCAGAAGAUGAUAGAAGUAGAGUACAUCAUACCUCCCAGGUGCUCGGUUGUAUUUUGUACGCUCACUGUGGCUCGACGAAGGUGGAAAUAGGCGGGGUAGCUUAGCUGUACAAUAGAUGUAUGCUUGUAAGGUGUAACUCAAGCACAGUGAAAAAUCCCCUGACGAAAGAUGAGCUUUUGGUGCCUCGUGUUUUGCCUAUACAGAUCAAAAUCAAGGAAUGCCAUUGUGUUUCCGUUUAUUC